AUGUCUUCCGGUUAUUGCGAUGUCUGUCAGGCCAGCAGGGAAGAAGCGACUGCAUGGGUUUUUCCGUGGUCAAAAGACAGUCACCCUAGCAACCCAAUUUUCUCUGUCCAGUGGAAGCUAUGUGCAGAUGAGGUAUCCGCCUACCGAUCCACCCUGAGUCUUAGGCACGAAGACGAUUCCGUAAAUGCAUCUGGAAGGACGCAAGGCGCGACUGUCUCUUCUGAACCCGAUCCAGCCGCGAGGCCACUGCGCCCGGACUCGGCGCCGAAAGCUUCGUUUCUGGUCGACGAUCUGACGUCUCGCAGGACGGCAUGUACGCGCCUCGGUGAGCUGAGCCUGGGCCCGAAACGCAACGUGGAAGGCGAAAUCGCAUUCUUCGAGAACAGCUACAAUGCAGAUUACAAGGAAAAACAUGUCGAUCGGCCUCCAAAAUAUCAACCCAAGCACACUGCACUGCACUGUUUGACACCAUUCACACAAGUUUCCGUAUACCGUUCCGACUUUGCUUCCCCGUCGUCAGGACGGAGGGAGGAGGGGCGGGUGAAGAUGGAUCAGACGAAGCUUCCAGUUAUUGCAUCUCCGACGAGACCGAAGCCUCGGCAGUUUGGCGAGGCUGCUCGCAAACGGCCGGCUUUGAGUUCAGACACAACCUACCAACUGGCUUACAUGCGCAGGGAGCCGAAACCAGACCCUCUUCCUCGGCAGAUCAGGCAGUUGGCGCACGAAUACAAGAUUGUUAAACAGGCAAGUUGGCCAAACAGGUAA
Messenger RNA from Protopolystoma xenopodis, 765 nucleotides. The record is from the annotation of a GenBank genome assembly. Lineage: Eukaryota; Metazoa; Platyhelminthes; Monogenea; Polystomatidea; Polystomatidae.